AUGUCCAGCACACCUUCCCCAGAAGACUUUGGCUUAACUCCCAAUACUCCUGUCCAUAAAUACCAAGAUGUGCAUCAUUUCUCUGAAAUGGUCUUUCGUGAGUUCAAACUUCUCCAAUCUCGCCAGGACAGCAGUCAGUACGUUAUUUUCACCGACCUCGAUCAAGAACGAUUCUCUCGCGAUUUCCAAGAUCAUACGGAUGCUCUCGCUAUCGAAUCAUAUUUCCCUCGGCUGCAAAUCCUCAUGGCGAAAAUUGAAACGGUUACUCACGCUAAUGCCGCUGACGACUUCGGGAUUAUGUUUAUGGAAAAGCCAUGUCUAAUGAAGAUCGAUCGGAGGCAGCUCAUAAAAAUAUCGACGGCUAGUAUCGAGACAGACGAGCGUAGCAAGAGGGCGGACAGAGCUUACAAACCACGGCGUCUUCCAAAAUAUCGAGACCAACGAUGGCCUACCCUUGUGGUUGAAGUCGGGUAUACGGAAGUAAGGCGAAAGCUGGCGAACGACACUCGAUGGUGGCUUACAGCAUCCAAUGGAGAUGUCAAAACUGUUGUCACAAUCUCAAUUAAUCAGAAAUACCGAGAGAUUACCUUUGAGAAAUGGGGGCCGAACACUGAAGCGCCGGAACAACCGGUGGUGCUACAAAGCAUUCAGGUGCAGCAAGAUGCAGAUCUACAGCAUAUCAAGAUCUCCGGUAAAUGUCCUCUGGUACUCAGCUUCGAAGCUAUUUUCCUCCGCCAUCCACAAACCGCUUGCGAGACCGAUAUCGAGUUUAGCCAGGAUGAACUCGAAAAGUUUGCAGUCGACACCUGGGAUGUUCAAGCAGUCUUCUCGCAAACAUUCUCUCGUAAUACAUCCCCCGAGUUUAUCGCCGCUAACUGUGGGAUUCGUGCAAGUAAUCUCUGUUUGCGUGCGACUCCUCCCCCCAACGCCUAG
Talaromyces stipitatus ATCC 10500 is the source of this 933-nucleotide messenger RNA. RefSeq lists its product as uncharacterized. Bases 1 to 933 code for a protein of 310 amino acids. The record is from RefSeq and is a predicted model, not a curated record. NCBI's taxonomy places the organism in Eukaryota, Fungi, Ascomycota, Eurotiomycetes, Eurotiales, Trichocomaceae. The transcript has 2 exons.